UCUGUAGCCGGAGGGAGACAGCAAACAGCAAGAGUCUGACUAACUUUCACACAUUACAGCUGCUUACCAAACUCUCAGGGAAUUCUUCAACUCUCUGGCAAUUUCUGGAAUACUUUUCACAGAGGUCUGGACUAACUAAUAUCGUUUUCCCGCUGAAAAAACAAUGGCACUGCGGCAGGACUCAGAUAAAGAACCACGAAUUGAGCUCUUCAUAAAGGCCGGUCAUGAUGGAGAAAACGUGGGGAACUGUCCCUUCUGUCAGAGACUCUUCAUGGUUCUUUGGCUGAAAGGAGUCCGGUUUACAGUAACCACUGUUGACAUGAGGAAGAAGCCAGAAGAGCUAAAAGACUUAGCUCCAGGUACCAACCCUCCUUUCCUCCUGUACAACGGCACACUGAAGACUGACUUCCUUAAGAUUGAAGAGUUCCUGGAGAGCACCCUCGCCCCUCCCCGCUAUCCUCAUCUCAGCCCCCGCUACAAAGAGUCUUUUGAUGUUGGUGCUGACAUUUUUGCCAAGUUCUCCGCGUUCAUCAAGAACAGCCCAAACAAUGCUUUCCACGAAAAAGCCUUAUUGAGGGAGUUUAAGCGCCUGGAUGACUAUCUGAACACUCCGCUUCAGGACGAGCUAGAUCAAAAUAUCAGCGUUUCCAAAAGAAAAUUCCUUGAUGGCAACCGCCUGACGCUGGCAGACUGCAACUUGUUACCAAAGCUGCACGUCAUCAAGGUUGCUGCCAAAAAGUACUGUAAUUUCGAGAUUCCCUCUCAGUUCAUUGGAGUGUGGCGUUACCUGCAGAAUGCAUAUGAGAGAGAAGAGUUCAGCCAGACCUGUCCAGCUGACAUUGAAAUUGAGAAAGCCUAUCUGAGCGUGGCCAAGAGGAACUGAAUAUCAGAUCAAUGAAGCGAUAUUGUGAUCAAAUGUUUAAAUAGUGUAAAUACAAGUUCUUAAGUUUAUAUCCAUCUGCAUAGUAGUAGUUCACAGGUGUGGAAAUCUAUUACAGUGAAGCCAAAAAAACACACCACACAGUUUGCUAAUGUGCUUUUAUUGUGUCUGUGCUCCUAAAGCCCAUUAGAUACACUAGAAUACUUCUUCUGAGUGACUGCUACCGUCAAAGAGGCUUUAUUCCGGGUUAUAGGAUCCUUUGCAAAUGAUCUUAAGCACAACAGUCAACAGAGUUGCUUUUAACAGCGUAUCAUAUGUAAUGUUUUUGUGCAUAUUUGUGUAUAUAUGUAUUUUACAUUCAUUAGGGUGUAAUCAUCGGUUAUAUGUAAUGUAUACCUUAAAGGCUAUGUGUUUUAAGAAUGAACUGAAAACACUGUAGAGAUAAAAGUUUAGUCAAAGCACGCGCAGAACUGGAGUCAGUGAGUCAUGAGGUAGUAAUGGUUGUUUUGUAUUAAGGGUUAUUGUGAUGGAUGUUUGAGUCACACAGACACCACUGUUAGAUGUUUAAGAAAGAGAUUAAAAUAAAGUUAAUAUCAUACACGUCACACACUGAUUGGAUGAAAGAUGGGUUUAAAAACAUACAUCUUACAACUCAUCUGUUUUACCCAGACUAUAUUUUUUAUUUUACAGUCUCUAGGUCAGUUUCAUUCAUGAUAAAAAAUACAUUCAUAAUCCUGUUAGAUUACUAUAUAUAUAUAUAAAACAAUAUUCACAAUGUCAAACGGCAGCCGGGUGGAUGUUAUGGGGGAAAACAAAUGCAUACAUGUUUAGGUGUUUGUACAUAAGGUGUGCUAUGCUGGUCCUCUGUCCAUCUCAGCAGAUUAAUUCCUAGUUUGUAACACAAUACUUCCAAAAACAGGCUGUAAAAGGAAGGACAAAAAUUAGAUUUAGUAAUGCAAUACAAGAAAAAUAUAAAGCCAUUAUGUUGACAUUUUCUGUCUGCAUUAAAUAAUUGUAUUGUAAAUUAAAACAGUCAUUAAAAGAAUUUUUUGCACCACA
Molecule: messenger RNA, 1939 nt
Organism: Puntigrus tetrazona (Sumatra barb)
Lineage: Eukaryota; Metazoa; Chordata; Actinopteri; Cypriniformes; Cyprinidae
Gene: clic2
Product: chloride intracellular channel 2
Exons: 6
Coding region: 164-883 (239 amino acids)
Biological process (GO): chloride transmembrane transport; negative regulation of ryanodine-sensitive calcium-release channel activity
Molecular function (GO): chloride channel activity
Source: RefSeq, a predicted model, not a curated record